Brugia pahangi is the source of this 1173-nucleotide messenger RNA. The record is from the annotation of a GenBank genome assembly. Lineage: Eukaryota; Metazoa; Nematoda; Chromadorea; Rhabditida; Onchocercidae.
AUGAGCAAAAUACGAACAAAACGACAAUUGGAAAUAUGCCGUGCUUGUGACAAUAUACUGGGAAUAGGUGCUGCACCUUUAAUUAAUGGUGAAAGAAACGGUCAAUUAGCUAUUGUUUAUGGUGUAGAUGUUCGAGGUUGUCGUACAGCUAACCUUGUUUGUGAUUCUAGUCCUUUGGUUAUGCAAACUGCAAUAAUCUAUGCAAAUGGAAUUAAAACUAAUCUACUGGCAAUGUCACCAACUGGAAUGGUUCAACUUACCUUAACCUGCGACGAUAAUAUACAUUGGAAAGUAUCCAAAUCAAUGGCAAAUGUUUGGAAUGUGACAUGUCUUCUUAGAGAUAUUCCAAUACCAACGACACCGUUACCACCAAUCACAACACCAAUACCAUGUAGCACAUGCUUAAAUAUCAGAGCUGAACGGGUGAAAAAUCCAUCAUUAACUGAAGGUGAUGGAAAACUUGUCAUUACAUAUAUGCAAAACCAACUUGGUUGCCGUGUGGCUCAAAUUCUGUGUAAUGCUAGUGUUGGACUUGCGGAAGCUAUAAUCUAUUUCAAUGGAAUGAAAAAUUUACCAAUCGUUUCAAAUGUAAAUGGUGCAGCAAUGAUUUUAUUGGUGUGCUCGGAUAAUUUACGUUUUAGAGCUGAGGGUUCACGUGUUAACGUUGAAAGUGUCACCUGUCUUUCACGAGAUAUUAUUCCAACAAUACCUCCAAUAACUACGAAAUUACCAGUGACAGUACCUGUACUAACAACAACAGCAAAAGCGCCAUUACUUUGCGCAAAUUGCGAAAACAUUAAAACUAAGCCAAUAUUGGUGUUAAAACCAAAUGAAAUUAACGGUGCAUUAACAAUUGAAUAUUCAAGAGGACUUGAUGGCUGUCGUAGAGCAAAUAUUAUAUGUGGUGAUGUCAAGAAAGGAACUACUGCAAGGAUAUAUUUCAAUGAUGAAGUAAAUUUGCCAUUUAUAUCGGAUAUAACUGGUCAAGCAAAACUAGAAUUGUUAUGUGGAAGUAAUUCUCGAUGGCGAGCAUUUGAGUCAAGAAUUAAUGUAGCAAGCGUUUCUUGUCUUGUAAUAGAUACGACGCCAGUUACGCCUAUACCAACUACACUGAAACCAAAACCGCCAAUUAUAGUAACAACAGCACCAAUUGUAAGCUUUAUUCAUUUAUAA